GUUGGUUACUGGUACGUUAUUACAGAAGAUGUUUAUCAGUUCUCUGGACUCGGCCCUGAUGUGGAAACCAUUACUCAAACAGUCCUUAAUUCGAUCUUAAAUAUAGCUUACCGUUAGUCAAAUAUGUUAUUGUAGAAGACUGACGCAUCUUGAUUUAAUAGAACGUAAUCAAAUCGGCAUGGUUAUGAAACGGAAUGAAUGCUAUAAUAUUUUUGUUAAAAUUAUAUGAAACGUAUAUAUCAAUAUUAAUUGGAAUACUUUAUGAUACGGUCGAAUCAUGAGGGUUGGACUAACAACAUUUGUCAAAUGUGGAGUCUAUGUAAUAGUAAGUCUACUCGGGAACGUAUCCUGUGAGCCAUGGAAAUACACGUCGUCGUGCUUCGGAUCGGAUGUAUGUGCUAAGUAUGCUCUGGACUGUCCAGUCGACGGACAAGUUAUCGUUUUGGGACAAUUGCUGUACGGGUUUAAGUCCAACGCUGAGUGUAUUCAGGGAAUAUCUGACUGUGUCCGACAGAAUACCACGGCGUGCUGCCAGUAUGAUUCUCUGGACAAGUUUUCAAACUUCACAGAAACAAACAGGAGCACUGUGGUGUCCCUGUGUGAAGGUCGCAAAUCGUGUUCAGGCUGGUCCCCAAGAGCUCCAAGAACUCCUACGAGCAACUAUGUCUGGAUGCAAUACGCCUGCCGUUGGGCCUCCUCUUCUACUUCCGUAGACACCACACCCACAUCACAGACAACCGGCAGUGGUUCCACACAAGUUUUUAUAUCACAUUUGGCAAGCGCCACACUUAGCGCAACAAUUUCUCAUGAAUCCCCCGUACACACAACAUAUACGCCAUUUACACCUACAACGCGCGCAUCAAAGGGUACAGAGCCUGCCACUUCAGAUAGCGUGACAAGUGGAGCAGUAUAUAGUGACCAGACAACUGACACAGCUGAAGUUACAUCGCCGGUUAUUUACGUCACAUCGUCGGAUUCUUACGGUAAAUCGCCGGAUCCUAAUGUAACAUCGUUUAAACCUUACAUAACUUCGCCGUAUCUUAGCGUACCAUCAACACAUCCUUACGUUACAUCGCCGGACCUUAGCGCAACAUCGCCGGAUCCUUACGUUACAUCGCCGGAUCGUAGCGCCACAUCGCCGGAUCCCAAAGUCACAUCGCCGGAUUUUAGCGCUACAUCGCCGGACCACAGCACCACAUCGCCGGAUUCUCACGUUAUAUCACCGGAUCCUAAAUCCAUAUUUCCGGAUCCUAGUGCCACAUCGCCAGAUCCAAAAGGCACGGAAAUAUCCACAGCCACUCCAACAAAUCCGGAAACACCACGUGGUGUGUCAUCUAGACCUGCCGUAGGCGCCACAACGCCCGAUUUUAAUAGCAAUCUUGUAACUUAUGUCUCGUUUUCCUCAAUCCUACAACAGACUAACGAGAUUCGAACACCUCCUACUUUUUCUGUUGAAAAUAUUACACGCGCUGUGAGUAAUACUGGUGCAACACUUGUUACGAACGAUACAGACUCGGGUUCCCCAAGUGACCGCGGCCUCAUCAUUGGGCUUACUAUCGGCAUCCUCCUGACCAUCAUCCUCGUGGUGGGAGUGCUGGUUGUCUACUUCUUCAAACGCAUGAAACAAAAAGAGAGUGUUCGUAAAAAUUACAUCCGAAAUACGAAUAUAUUUUACUCUUUUCCUCAAGAUCACGAAGACACAGAAAGUACCGCGUCUAACAGACACAUAUCCGGGAACCAUUUGAACGGGAAUGCAACGGCAAAAAUAGAAACCUCUGACAAUGACACCGUGCAAAAUUCCACCGUAAUUCUUACACUGAAGCCGGAACACAGCCAUCCUAGCCUUGAUUUGUAUGGACACCAUGAAAGCACACAUAAUCCGCUAUAUGAGCCGUUUGUAGACGAUCGAACAUCCGACAGUGUUGCAAAUAAUAUAUACACGCCGGACACCUCCUCUGAGACCAUUGGCUUCGUAAACGACAGCAUGCAAGGCGGAGGAAGCAUCGCCAGAAGGCCAGCACAUGCAACCAAGUCUGUCACGUUUGAAGCCAGCGCCUUGUAUGCGCAGAUUGUGAAAGAAGGACGAACAAAGUUCUGAUAGGCUGUGGAGAGACUUCUGAUUGUAUUUUGGUUUCACAAUAGGACAGUAGGCAUCGCAUUGUUUUAAAAAUGUUGGCGAUAUUCGCGGUGAAAUCUAUGAUAUUAUGCCAAAUAAAUGUGAUAGAUAG
Dreissena polymorpha is the source of this 2228-nucleotide messenger RNA. RefSeq lists its product as uncharacterized. The coding region runs from base 278 to 2098 and encodes 606 amino acids. Lineage: Eukaryota; Metazoa; Mollusca; Bivalvia; Myida; Dreissenidae. The transcript has 5 exons. The record is from RefSeq and is a predicted model, not a curated record.